Molecule: messenger RNA, 951 nt
Organism: Manis javanica (Malayan pangolin)
Lineage: Eukaryota; Metazoa; Chordata; Mammalia; Pholidota; Manidae
Product: olfactory receptor 52A5-like
Biological process (GO): G protein-coupled receptor signaling pathway
Cellular component (GO): plasma membrane
Molecular function (GO): olfactory receptor activity; G protein-coupled receptor activity
Source: RefSeq, a predicted model, not a curated record
AUGUUCAAGCUCAACGGCACAGUCUUCAUGCCCUCGAUGCUGACGCUGAUUGGAAUCCCUGGCUUGGAGUCUGUGCAGUUCUGGAUUGGGAUUCCCUUCUGUGCCAUGUACAUCAUUGCUCUGUUUGGCAAUUCCCUGCUCCUGCUCACCAUCAAAUCUGAGCGCAGCCUCCAUGAGCCCAUGUACCUCUUGCUGGCAAUGCUUGGAGUAACAGACAUUGCUCUCAGCACCUGUAUCCUACCAAAAAUGUUAGGAAUAUUCUGGUUCCAUUUACCAGACAUACACUUUGAUGUCUGUCUCUUGCAGAUGUGGCUCAUCCACACGUUCCAGUCAACUGAGUCUGGUAUCCUACUGGCCAUGGCCCUGGACCGCUAUGUGGCCAUCUGUGAUCCUCUGAGACAUGCAACCGUGUUUACCCACCGGCUUCUCAGUCAGAUCGGGGUUGGAGUGACACUCAGAGCAGCCCUCCUGGUAGCUCCAUGUCUCAUCCUCAUCAAAUGCCGGCUGAGAUAUUACUGGACCACUGUGGUCUCCCACUCAUACUGUGAGCACAUGGCCAUCGUGAAGCUGGCAGCAGAAGAUAUUCGAAUCAACAAGACCUAUGGUCUGUUCGUGGCUUUCAGUAUCCUCGGACUUGACAUCACCUUCGUCACACUCUCCUACAUCCGGAUAUUUGUAAUUGUCUUCAACCUGCCCCAAAAGGAAGCGCGACUCAAAGCUUUUAACACCUGCAUCGCCCAUAUUUGUGUCUUCCUUGAGUUUUAUCUCCUGGCUUUCUUCUCCUUCUUUACACACAGGUUUGGAUUCCACAUUCCACCCUACAUUCACAUUCUUCUGUCCAACCUUUACCUGCUUGUCCCCCCUUUGCUCAAUCCUGUUGUGUACGGUGUGAAGACCAAACAGAUUCGAGAUCGGGUGGCCAAGAUUUUCCACUCUGAAUAUAUAUCUUGA